Fonsecaea nubica is the source of this 1710-nucleotide messenger RNA. RefSeq lists its product as hypothetical. Gene Ontology annotation, biological process: asparaginyl-tRNA aminoacylation. Gene Ontology annotation, molecular function: ATP binding; nucleic acid binding; asparagine-tRNA ligase activity. Bases 1 to 1710 code for a protein of 569 amino acids. The transcript is spliced from 3 exons. Lineage: Eukaryota; Fungi; Ascomycota; Eurotiomycetes; Chaetothyriales; Herpotrichiellaceae. The record is from RefSeq and is a predicted model, not a curated record. Gene Ontology annotation, cellular component: mitochondrion.
AUGCUAUGGCGUGUUUUGAAGGCGCCAUGGCAUCUCGGAGACAGGAUCCUGCCUCGAUGCUCGUCCCUUGACAUUGCAAGACUUCGAUAUGACAUUGUACCGUCCAGCAUUUCCGUCCAAUAUCUGCACGGUCAAAGCGCACCAGCUACAGAAACUUCACCGGCCCUUGUCCGCCAUGCUAGACUCUCGAACGAUGCCGAGUACGUCAACGGCUUGCGAGCGGAUGAAUCGGUCAAAAUUGCAGGCUUAGUGCGCAGUAUCCGGAAGCAGAAAAAAGUCGCAUUUGCCCGGAUCGGAGAUGGUUCGACGCUCGCGAAUGUCCAAGCAGUGUUUCCCGAUCCGCAGUUGGCGAAAGACAUCACCAAUGGCGCCUACGUCGCCUUGGUGGGCAAGUGGGUACCGUCGAAAGGAGCUGGACAGAGCCAUGAACUGCAAGUCGAAGAGAUCGAGACGCUGGGUGAUGGCAAUACCUCUGACAACCCCAUUCAGAAGCAGUCGAUGUCGACUGACUUUCUCCGAACCGUUCCUCACCUCAGAAUGCGCACGGCCUUCCACUCUCUUGUUAAUCGGACUCGCAGCCAAUUGAUCUCGGCAAUUGCGUUGCAUUUCUCCAACCAACCGGACCCAGUCUAUCAAGUCCUUCCGCCACUGAUCACCUCUUCAGACUGCGAAGGAGCGGGAGAGGCAUUCACAAUAGCCCCGCAGAGCCAUGAACAGCUUCCCGGCACAACACCAAAUACUUCUAAGGGACAAGAAAAGCUUUAUUUCCGAGAGCCAAAAUACCUUACUGUGUCGUCACAGCUUCAUUUGGAGGCGCACGCCGCCGAGCAAGGGGAUGUGUUUGCAUUCUCCCCGACUUUCCGCGCCGAAGAAAGCGAUACCCCGCGGCAUCUGUCUGAAUUUUACAUGCUCGAGGUUGAGCAUCGACACGUUUCUUUUCAAGAGCUGCUGUCCCGAGUGCAAAGCCUUGUGGCAUACCUCACACAAUCACUACAAGAGCAUCGCACGGGGAAAGAGUUGGUUGAAUACUACUCCGACCAGAAACACCGACCUACGGACGCGGACUUUGUGGAUCUGCCAGCUCGGUGGGCUAGACUUACUGGACGGUGGCACCAGGUGGACUACACAUCAGCUAUGGAGGCACUGAUAAAGGCGCACGAAUCCAGCGAUGGCACGCUUUUCGUUCACCGUCCUCAAUGGAAGCAGGGAUUACAACUGGAACACGAACGGUGGAUCGUGGACAAUCUGGCAGAGGGAAGGCCUGUUUUUGUGACGCAUUAUCCAAAAGAGGUCAAACCGUUCUACAUGCUUCCGUCGUCGGCAACUCCACUGGAAGGUGGGGCUCAAUCGGAGUCGGACGGAGACACUGUGGCCUGUUUCGACCUGCUGCUUCCCUUUGGCUACUGUGAAGCGGUUGGAGGAAGUCUCAGAGAACACCGGUUGGAGCAUCUCAUUCAAUCGAUGCGCCAAAAGGGGUUAAUCAAGAGAACCGAAAUAUCGAAUGGCGACAAUGGCAACGGUUACCCGUUUCUGGAAAAGGGAGAGACUUUGGGGAACAUGAGGUGGUACGCCGACCUUCGACGAUUCGGAAGCAGUCCCCACGGUGGCUAUGGCCUGGGAUUUGACCGCCUGCUCGCAUACAUGACGGGUGUCAAUAACUUGAGGGAGGUCGUUCCGUUCCCGAGAACGUGGGGCAGGGCAGAUUGCUGA